CACCUGGCCUGAGGACGCGAUGCAAAGACCCAUCAGUAAUCUUUCCAACCCGUUAACGCCCCGUAACGUCAUAUGACUUUGGGCAGGAAUGAAGUAAAGGAUCCGUUCAGGUUCAAGGGAGACUGAGAUUCAUGAUGGCAUUCGAUGGACUUCAGACUAGGACAUUUGCAAACUCACUCAUCCCCUCAUACCAACACCAGGCUGGUGCAGAUGUUGGUGGAGAAAACAAUGGAAACAAGACAUGGUCCUUCCUCUCCAUCCCUGGUGUCUCACUGCAGAACCAAGAGACAGCAUCUUAUGUGCCCUGGUCUCAUGCUCAUGAAGAUCCAUAUGACCUUAUCAACUGUCUCCAGAACAGCAGUAUGAACAGGAAACCUACUGAUAAUUCUGAUUGUGAUGGGGAGAACGAGGGUCUGAUGUCAAACAUUUUGAAUGGAGCCCAUUCACAGGACAACAACACUGAAAGGAGCCAUCCUACAUUUAAUCCAUUCUGGUCUCCAAAGAAAUCGAGCGAAGAAUUGAUGCAAUAUUCUCAAUCAGAGGCGAAAAUGCAACAUAACCCAAACCUUUCCUCAAACUAUGUGUCCCGUGAGGCAUUCAGCAAAGCACAUGGACAGUCAAUGGACAAAGAUGUUGGAGAAUUUUGUCCACAGUCCAAUGGCCUUGCUAUCAAUCACCAACUGCUUUUUAAUUGGGCUAAUGUAGACAGGGACAACCACGUCCAGCGUGUUCAGAAGGUGCCCCCAGGUUUACCAGCGCCUAAAGUAGGAAACAAUUACAUGUCACUUAUACAGCAAAGCAAAUGUGACAUAUCACCAGCUGACAGAGAGAGAAGGAAGAGUCACCCUGUGAAUAAUUUCUCUGACGUCAGUGAUGUCUUAAGAUAUCAGAGCCCCUGCUUUGACCCUUACUAUGAAGACAGCUACAUUCAGAGCAGUACUAAGUCCAGUAGUAAUGAUCAGUAUGUGCCACAGGUCAGUAGUUUUGAAUCCUUCACAGCUGGUAAACAUGGUAGCUUUCCAAACAUACACAAGCAGAUGUUUGGCAUGUCUCAUGAUGACGGCUUGGUUGAACAAUGUAAAUUCAAUGGGCCUUCAGUGUCAACAAAAAGUUCUCCAACAAUGCAGAGCCAGAAACUGCUGAUGGCAGAUGUUGGGGUGAUGCAGAGGGAGAGAAAUGGAGUGAGGAAACAAAUAUUAAAACGUGAGGCCUUUCAAGACCAUCUGCUGGAGGACCGUCAGCAGCCACAGCCAUUUUCUCCAUCUGUAAACCUCCCAAACCAAUACCAAAGCAAGAUGAGCAUUCCCAGAGAGAGCAUUACCCUGAACAUCAACCAGGAUAUAAGGCACCAUAUCCUGCAGGGCCAGAUACAGAACAAAGUCAAGCCACAGAUGAAGAAAGAAAAUGCAAUGGUCCACAUGCCUGCAUUUUUGGGAGAAAACCUCUUGACACGGUCACUCAACAACAGUCACAUGAAAGGUGGCGCUAAGAAACAGGUUUUCAAUCGCAGCCCACCCUAUGACCUUCAGGGAGGGUCACAGUCUCUGACAUUCAAUGGAGAAAACGGCGUGGUCAGCACAGGGUCUACGCAGCAGUGCGUGCCUCCCAUAUAUCCUGGACGCUCCAGCAUCCCUCACAACUUCAGCUCCAGAUCCACACUGCUCUAUGGAGAUCUGCAUGACAGGUCAACAAUGAAUGAGUCUGCACUUUUCAACUCCUGUGUUAGAGAAAUGGUGACUAACAGAGUGGAGAACACUAAUCAUGGGAGAGCCUCAGUGGUGAUGAAUAAAGGAGGACCUGUGGUGCACCUGUACUUCCGUGUGGACGAGUGUUUCGAGCAGUGGAGGUGUUUGGAGAGGGAGAGGAAGAGGGCAGAGGUUGUCCUCGUCAGGACAUUCGAUGGGAAACGGAUUGCAGCAGUGACCAACACCUCCCUGCUAAAGAGUCCACCAAAUCCCACGAGAGUGGACCACCUCCUUGUGAAACAGAUAAGGGAGCAAUCAAAGGUGGCAAGUCUCAUGAAUUGGAUGGAAUGUCUGCACAACAGUCCCCUCCCCAACGUCGGCACUGUGCUGAACCAGCACCACAUGGUUAUUUGCUUCACCCAGGCAAGACGUGAGGAGGAGUUGUCCAGCAUGUCCAGACACCAGCAGCAGCAGAGAGCUUAUAUCACAGAAAGCAGAGAGAACCUGAUGAUCAUCGCCCUCAAGGAACUAGCCGCUACCACAAGGAUGCUCCGCAAAGCCCUGUGGUGCGCUCUCCAGGUGACACUGCCCAAAUCUGACAAAAGGCAGGAAAACCAUGGUAACAAGGAGGCAACUUGCAGAGAAGGCCUCACCUCUCCGUUCACACAAUACUCUUUUAAGUGAUUCUUUAGAAGCAGACAAGCAUGAGUUCAAAGUUUUGAAUAAAUUAUUAUAUCCACAGUUGUAAAAUUCCCCAUAGGUAACAGGGUUCAACAAAUGUUUUUAUGGUCUUAUUAACCCAGUCAAUGAUAUUUUAGCUGCAGCAAGGAGAUCGUUGCGAAAUAAGGAAUGAAUGAAUGAGAUUUGAAGUUUGAUGAUGGCUGUCGUGAACCUUCAGGUGGUUGUUUAGGAUUCCCAAUGAAAUGUAGCUCGUCCUGCUGCAUCACAACUUCAUUUGUCAUUGAAUUAGUGUCUAAUUAACGUGAAUCUUGAGCAAACACCAUUGUAUUUUAAGGCACUAUUUAUGUGGAAGAUUUCAGUGAGUUCUUCCUUGUUUUACUUAUUUAUUGGAAUAUUGGUUCCUGGUAUUCGGAGACGAUAAUUGAAUCAUAAAGCAAAAAUACGCAAAAUUAUUAAAAUGGUCUGAAUUUCUGCAGCUCUGUUUAAUCUCAUGUAACAUUAAU
Messenger RNA from Solea senegalensis (Senegalese sole), 2869 nucleotides. It is a transcript of the gene meioc, whose product is annotated as minamoto. The record is from RefSeq and is a predicted model, not a curated record. Lineage: Eukaryota; Metazoa; Chordata; Actinopteri; Pleuronectiformes; Soleidae. The transcript is spliced from 8 exons. Gene Ontology annotation, biological process: meiotic cell cycle; male meiosis I; female meiosis I. Gene Ontology annotation, cellular component: cytoplasm; nucleus. The coding region runs from base 132 to 2369 and encodes 745 amino acids.